This is a messenger RNA of Syngnathus acus (greater pipefish), 1006 nucleotides long. It is a transcript of the gene slc31a2, whose product is annotated as solute carrier family 31 member 2. The transcript is spliced from 4 exons. The record is from RefSeq and is a predicted model, not a curated record. Gene Ontology annotation, biological process: copper ion transmembrane transport. Lineage: Eukaryota; Metazoa; Chordata; Actinopteri; Syngnathiformes; Syngnathidae. Gene Ontology annotation, molecular function: copper ion transmembrane transporter activity. Bases 166 to 612 code for a protein of 148 amino acids. Gene Ontology annotation, cellular component: membrane.
UCACGCGGUACAGUGGGUGGAUGUCGUUUGUCUGUCCAAGUCAAAGUGUGCAACAAAAAUGUAUUGGAAGAGUCAAAAGCUAGAAAAAGCCGUCCGCCCGUAAUGGGUAAACGAAGUUAAUUACUGAACAGCAACUGACGCGUUUCUUCACCCAGCAAGUUCAACAUGAUGACCAUGACAUUUCAGGUGUCAAGUCACGUGACACUGCUGUUUGACUUCUGGCAGGUGAACAGCCCUGGAGGCAUGGUUUUGUCAGUGAUAGUGGUCAUGCUACUGACGGUCUUGUACGAGCUGCUCAAAGUGUGGAGGGUGUGGCUUAGCAGGAGCACGCUGUUGGCUCAAUAUUCCACUCCAUUUUCCAGCAGCCCUGUGGUGGAAAACAGCUCCCCUGAAGCUUCAUUGACUCCCAGUGAAUCAAACCCCAUCUUUCCGAGCAACAAGAGCAACUGGUUGCUACAUGGAAUCCAGACAUUUCUUCACUUGCUGCAGGUGACUUUGGGCUACAUGCUGAUGUUGUGCGUCAUGUCCUUCAACACUUGGAUCUUUCUCGGCGUCAUUGUGGGUUCCACUCUGGGUUAUUUCAUCUCAUUCCCUCUGCUGGAUCGUUAUUGAUGGACAGUACAGCCCAGGGUGUGUUCUUCUCAUAAUUAGAAGGAUCAUGAUUUCCAUUAAAAUGUGGAAACCCUCCUUAUGAGCUUUCUUGAUGCUUGGGCUGUGUUAGUAUUUCAUACAUGAUUUGGGUUACUCUGUGUUACAAUAUUGUCAUCUUAAAGUUUUGAUAAUUACUUGUGUUUAAGUGAUGAAGAUCACUCUAAUAACAGUAGGAAUUCAAAGAAAGGGAAAAUAUUGUGCCCAACAAUGACUUCGUUAUCAGUCAGUUUGUAGAUUAACGUUAACGAUCAUUUAGAGUCCUCUGACUAAAAUGAUAUCUUUGUUAAUUUCAUUGUACACCAGUCUGAACACUAGUUUGAUUAAAAUAAAGGGAAAACAGUGACAAAAUUAAAAA